Messenger RNA from Nomia melanderi (Alkali bee), 4975 nucleotides. RefSeq lists its product as uncharacterized. Gene Ontology annotation, molecular function: protein binding. NCBI's taxonomy places the organism in Eukaryota, Metazoa, Arthropoda, Insecta, Hymenoptera, Halictidae. The record is from RefSeq and is a predicted model, not a curated record.
GUUCGGCGUACGGGCGCAAGAAGAGCCAGCGCAGUUAUCUUCAACUGGCCAGCCCCGUCCGCGUCCAUUAUCAUUCAGUUGCAUUCCUUACGGUCGCCGUGGCCGUCCGGGCACAAAGCAUCAAAGAAAUUGCUGCGGCGCGGCCGCCGUUCCUUGACCGAGCGAGCAGUGAUUGAAAGAGGAGCACCAAUAAACGCCGUUGGCGGCGUGUAGAUAGGUACUCCCCGGCACCACACCGCACAGCGGAGUAUCGUAAGAUCUCCGAUGACGUCGUCCACCACGUUGCCGCAGCCGUCGUCGUGUAUCCCAUGAUCCCCUUGACGGAAGCUGCCCAUUAGCCGGGCAAUGAUGAUGCCAACGGACACCCAGGUCACCAGCGUAGCGGUACCGAGCAGAGGCCGGCACUGAGGAUAGCUUUCUGGACUAGCGGCUGCGUCGCGGCGCCUCUUCGCCUUUACACGGCCGACGGUGUCCCUCCGGCGCGAUUUUCCUAGGUCGAGCUAAUCGCUAUUGGUUUCUUCCGAGUGAUCCAGCCCGAAGUUCGCCUUUAAUACCAGAAACUCGGACGGAAGCUUCGACGUUCGCCUUUAACACGAGAAACUCGGAGGCUUCGGCCUACAAUCAAGUUAGCUCCUUCAGAGGAUCGCUUCGGGAGGUCGAAUCUCGAGUUCGAUCAGCUCCCGUGAUCCGUCAGGACGUUUUUGGUUCCUCGGAUCGUCACCUGGACUGGCCGGGAGUCCAAUCGAGGAGCAGAAUCGCCGAUGCAGCCUGCGCUGGCCGAUUAACGCGUACGUGCCGCUGAUGCCGAUAGAGGAAAGGAAGAAGCUUCGAUCGGCGAUCUAAGGGAAACUGAUCGUUUCGUCGACGGAUUGCGGAUAAUCGGUGAACAUCGUGUCUGGUGUGGUUGCUCGGGGAGAGGUGCGGUGGGAGGGGUUUCUCGUUGAUCGUGGUGAAGUGAAUCUAGGUGAACAAGUGACGGGGACAUUCGUCGAUCGUCGUGGAUGUGGGAGAGGCUCGUGGGAGAUUCUCGCGUGCGAUUCUUGACGUUUGAUCGAACGAGGGAAAGUGUGAUGUUGUGAUCGCCGGUGUCGAUGUCUUUGCCACACGGACACCUGGAUCGGGCAACUGAUGCGAUCGAGCGGCCAGUCCUUUUUCGCACGCGGUCACAUCGAAAGCGAUGACUAGCGAUUACGCCAGAUAUCGGCGUUGUUUCACUUCACACGUUUGCAACGACUAUUCCGCGAGGGACGGGAGAGACGGUCGCGCGACCCAAAUGGACGGACUCGGUGUACCGAUGCACCGUGGAAGAGCGAGCAAUGGAUAUGAGAAAAGCAGAGGCUAAGUAGCAGGCUGCAGGUACAGGAACAGAGAAGGCGUAGCGGCAAGGAGGGGCGACCGGCAGAUAGCCAAGCAUAGAGGAAGAGAGCAGAGAAGAAGAAGAAGAGGCGAAUCCGGUGAAAGUCGUGGAAAACGAAAGAUCCAUCCGUGGAAAAGCGAAACAGAGACGAAUCUGACAGAUCGCGCGGACGAAGGUUGAGAAAAAGAUGAAGGAGAUCGGUUUAUGGACGCUGAUUUGGACGCUGUGUCUCGUAACGGGCCUGAGCAUUGCGCAAACGUUGCAGCUCUGCCCUUCGCACCAUGAGAUCACGCCCUGUUCCUGCACCCUGAAGAAAUCUGGCUUGGACAUCGUAUGCGAGUUCACGGACCUGUCGCACAUCACGAACGCCAUGAAGGCGUUGAAGGGCAGAUCGAACACGGUCAUCUUCUACCUGCGCCUCAGGCAUAACAACCUGCCGAAACUGCAGCGGUACGUGUUCCUCGGCCUCGACAUCCACCAUCUGACCAUCCACAACAGCAGCCUCGCGGUCCUCGAAGAGUCCUCGUUGAGUUCCAUCGGAAGUGGCUUGACGCAGCUGGACCUAUCGCAAAAUGCUUUGCUCACGGUGCCGACGACGGCGUUACAAGGUCUUCAGCAUCUGCUUAUUUUGAAUCUGAACCGGAAUAGGAUCAGCGUGAUCCACGGGAAAGCCUUCGAAGGUCUCGAUACUCUUGAAAUCCUUUCCCUGUACGAAAACAAGAUUGCCACCAUAGAGUCGGACGCUUUUAAAGGACUGCACAACAGAAAAUUAAGGAGACUAAAUCUGGGCGGAAAUGAGUUGACCAAAGUGCCAACGCAAGCAUUGCUCCCUCUGGACAUGCUGAAGAAAUUGGACAUGCCGGAGAACCGGAUUACCGCCAUCGAGGAAGGCGAUUUCGAAGGACUGAAGAGCCUGGAUUCGUUAGGAUUGGCUCACAAUCAGCUGCGCGAAGUCCCGGCUCGUGUGUUCUCCCACUUGACGCAAUUAAACUCUUUGGAGCUGGAUGGAAACCGCAUUACCCACGUGGAUCCGGAUGCGUUCAUCGGUCUCGAGGAAAAUUUACAAUAUUUACGGCUGGGAGAUAAUAACUUACAUUCGGUGCCGAGCGACGCACUGCGCCGUUUACACCGAUUAAGGCACCUCGAUUUAAGAUCCAACAACAUCACCGCCCUUCCGGAGGACGCUUUCACCGGAUACGGAGAUUCCAUUACAUUUCUGAACCUCCAGAAGAACCUGAUCAAAGUGCUGCCGCCAUUGGUCUUCGAAAAUUUGAACUCCUUGGAAACGUUGAAUCUCCAGAACAACAAGCUGACACAGAUAUCGGAAGAAGUCACCGAGAAUAUCGUCGAUACCCUACGAAUUAUCGAUAUCACAGACAACCCUCUGGUCUGCGACUGCGAGCUACGAUGGUACGCCGCCUGGUUGGGCAACCUGCGCAACAGCGCCGACGACCGGAUGUCAACGAAACGCACCGUCUGUACAAUGAUGAACGAACACCGGGAGUACGCCCUGGAAAAUAUACCGUUGGAAAGGAUGGGGUGCGUCAGGAAGAAUGCCGGCCGAACGUCGUCGUCCGCCGGCAACUACCGCAUCUAUGUCGACACGAUGAUCCAGUUGUUGGCGGUAAUCGUCGCGGUGGUCUAAUCGGGAGUCACGCGACCAGCGGCAAUCAUGUCGGUUACCGAAUCCCCAUUCCCCCUCGGUUAGGAACACGAGAACGCUACCGGCGAUGUUUUUAUUUUCCUUUCUUCUUCCCGUUCGUCCCUUCAUUGUGAAAUUCACGUGGAACUAACACUGGAACUACCAGGCGGUUCGAAAUCACUUCUGAUUUCUUUUUAUAAUUAUUCAGGUAACACGAGUCUCUGAAAAUGUUAGAGACAUUGACUUAACUGCACUCGGAAGGCACUCUUAAUCCAUUUGAUUUGACAAACUAUAGAAUCUGAUGUUUAACGCUUUGGCUGCCAUGUCGCCCGAAUUCGGGUGACACCAUGAUUCACGUAAACUUAAACAUUACUUUUCUCGGUGAUGAAACGAGCAAACCGAAUUCUGUUAGAUGCGAGAUACUAGAAAGAUAGUAGAGCAAUCGUUGUGAAGAAUGUUGACUUCUUAGUUUCAGCGUUAUUAAGAAAAUUGCUUUGAUUGCGUGGGAGUUUCGAUGAGUGUAUACUUGGCAAUCAAAGUGUUAAUGUUGAACUUUGUAUAAUGAUACAAAAUAUUGGAAUAAAAUUCUUCGAUUGUCCGUGAUUCAGUCCUAUGUCAGACUUAACAUUCUAUUUUAUUGCAACUUUUACCUUCUAACAAUUUUUUCUAUAUUGUAGUAUCGCAAUUGUACCAUUUAACCCUUUGCGCUCGAAUGCCGCCAUAAUGGCGACUCCGAGCUUUGCUAUCUAAAUUCGAAAGCUGCAAAUGAAUAAUUUAAUUGUUCGAAUAACGAGAGAUAGAUACGUAGUUUUUUUCUCUAGUGUUUAAGACUUUGAUACGUAACUCAAUAUUUUCGUGGACAAGUUCUCGUAAGUUUCAAAAAGUCCCGACCGCAAAGGGUUAAAGGUAACAUUUCAAUGACUCCUAAAUAUUCUUGAAUAAAUGAAUAGAGCGUCAUGUUAAGCUGCAAUUGAAUGAACUAAUGUUCAUCAAUGAACUAAAGUAUCUCCAAUGAAAAUGAAAAAUGCCAUAAUAUUCCUUUGAUUUUUUAUUUUACCUCUCAAUAGAAAAUUUGGAUGUGUAGAAAAUAAUUUUAGGGUAGUUUCUUUGAUCCUUAAAACAUUCGAUAUUAUAACUGGUGCAAUAUUGGAGUCUACAGAGUUCAAAGGGUUAAAUAUCUUUAGCGAGAAGCUUCCGAGUGCGAAGGGUGAACAAUAUACAAGCUGAAUUGUGAAUCGAUAGAAACCUCGAUAGAUGACACACUUGGAGUUUCUAUAGAAGAAUUUCUAGAAGUUGAUUUGACUCGACUGUUAAUGGUAGUUCUAGUGUUAAUUGUCCCAGCGCAGCCGAGGAAUCGUGUCGCGGUCGCGGAGACGCGACACGGUUCCGUUGGCAGAGGACGGUUCCUCGUGGCAUUGUCUCGGCGGUCAUCGAAGUUGUCGAAAUUCAGCAGCUACCGAUGCACGCUGCGUAUCGACAGAUACACCAAAAAUGUGCUACCACUUAUCGCGCGAUCGAGAUUGAAACAUUGGAGUAGGUUAGUUAAGUCGAUGCAUUCGUGCAUCAACCCGUUGCACUCGACAGUAUUUUUCAUUGCAAACAUUCAUUCAUUUCUAGCAGGAUAUUAAGAAUAUUAUUCGUAACGUAAAGAAACGUCGUGCAUAAAUUAUUAUUGUUAUUAUCAUUUUUAUUAUUUUAUUGUUUUAUUUGUUUUGUUUCAUGUGAUACGUUAUUCAACAUUUUGUUUUCAAUCUUUUAUUUUAUAAUUUUGGUCCUCGAGUGCAAAAGGUUGUUGAUACAUAUUUACCGAUUCGAGUAAAGACGAAUCGAUCGGUAUACGUACGAGUUAACCCCUUGUCCUAGGAGUGAGACUUGUAAAAAUUUUCAACAUGAUUCAACAAAUAUAUAUAUAUAUUAGAACAUAUAAUUUUACAACAAAUUAUAUAUAUAUAUAUUAUAUUAUAUAUACUAUAUUA